Molecule: messenger RNA, 396 nt
Organism: Rhagoletis pomonella (apple maggot)
Lineage: Eukaryota; Metazoa; Arthropoda; Insecta; Diptera; Tephritidae
Gene: ox
Product: cytochrome b-c1 complex subunit 9
Exons: 2
Coding region: 117-284 (55 amino acids)
Biological process (GO): mitochondrial electron transport, ubiquinol to cytochrome c
Source: RefSeq, a predicted model, not a curated record
UACUGUCAUUGAUUUGAUACUCGUUCUGACAACAGCUGUUACUUGACAAUUGAUUGUGUGAGUGGGUAAAACGAUUUCUGUGUGUCCUCUGAAAAACGCUGGAAUUAUUAUAAAAAAUGAAGGUUAUCUACAAUACAUUGUUCAAAAGGACAUCCACUUAUGCCGUUGGUAUUAUGGCAUCUGUGUUUUUCUUCGAACGCGCUUUUGAUGUGGCUUCCACUACGAUUUUCGAGUCUGUCAAUAAAGGAAAAUUGUGGAAGGAUAUCAAGGACAAAUACGAAUAAAUUUCCCGGAACUUUGAGAGGUUUUGGUCCAUUGUUUUGGAAAAUGUGUUGCCGAUGAAUUAAAAACAUACAUUCAGUUAAAAUAAAAUUAACAAUUUAUUGCUAACAAAAA